AUGGACUCUUCACCCUCAUCGCUGCUGAAGCUGCUCCUUCCCAAGACUCCAUUCUUGAUGAAAACGGCCUUAUCACACACUCUCUCCCUCUCAGCCACAUCCUCAAAAUGGGAUCUGCGAACAGCCAUUACAGUCAACCUUCUGCGGGAAAUGACCGGGCCCAACUCCGCUCCUUCAUCCAUCACCAAAGUCCAAAACCUGACUACCAAGGAUCCCGGUGUCAAGGGUAAAGUAUGGGCUAGCAAGGUCAAACUUGCAGCUGCUGAGGAAGAUGAUGUCAGACAAUUGAUGUUUAAAGCGAUUGAGGACAUGGGUACGGGAGAAGAGCAGUGGACGAAACCUGAGACGCAGCCUCUGGAAGCGGAGUGGAAUGGCUAUCGCGCUGAUGCAAAGGACGAUGAGCCUGAACCUGCAGGCAUGAGCGAGAAAGAGAAAUAUGAGGCCAUGAUGAAGGAAACGACAUCCAAGACCACCGUCCUAUAUUUCCACGGUGGAGCGAUGUAUCUCCUUGAUCCAGCCACAUACCGUCCCACAACCUCCAAACUCGCCCGAGAAACCGGCGGAAGAGUGUUCAGCGUCCGCUACCGUCUCAGCCCUCAAAACGUCUUCCCAGCCGCCUUGUUGGAUUGCUUCACCGCCUACCUCAGCCUCCUCCAUCCACCCCCUGACGCACCUCACGCCCCCAUCCCCGCCAACGAAAUCGUCUUUGCAGGCGACUCCGCCGGCGGAACAUGCUGCACCGCGCUUCUCCAACUCCUGCUCCAAAUCCACCGCACGUCUCCCAACCCCACCGUGACCUUCCACGGCAAGGAAGUAGACAUUCCACUCCCCGCAGGCGUCGCAAUGACGUCCCCCUGGGUCGACAUCACCCGGUCCCUCCCUUCCAUUGAAGCCGCAGCAACGCUGUACGACUACCUCCCCGCGCCCUCGGCCACCGACAAGCGCGAAUUCGUGCCCGACGCCGUCUGGCCUGCGAAUCCCCCGCGCGCGGACUUGUACUGCGAAGCCAGCGCGCUGACACACCCGCUCGUGUCGCCGCUCGCAGCGCAGGACUGGUCCAACUCACCCCCACUGUUCUUCUCCGUUGGCGAGGAAAUGCUGCGCGAUGAAGACGCAGUCUUGGCCCAGCGCGCUGUCAAGCAGGGCGUGACGGUUGUGUGGAGAGAGUUUGAGGCGAUGCCGCAUUGUUUUGCGAUGUUACUGGAGAGUAAUCCGGGGGCGCCAGUGCAUCAGAAGGAGAUUGGUAGUUUUUGUAAGGAGGUAGUGGAGAAGCCGGGGUCUUUGGCGACGAAUGGCGUGUUUAUCGAGGCGAAGACAUUGAAGAGGAGGGAUGUGGAUGUUGGCAGUGGGCUGACAGAGAUUACGGAGGCGGAGGUCGAGGGGUAUAUGAAAGCGGGCAAGGAGAGGAUUGAGAGGAAAUUUAGGAGGGGCAAGGAGCCGGAGACGGAGACUAGGCCGAUGUUGUGAUCAACACUGCUGAUCAAGAUAGAGAUACUAUACCUUAGCCUGUAUUUAUUCACUCAUAUUUCGACAGUAUGACUGUAAAGCAUGUCAGAUCUGGCUUUUUGUGCAAUUGUCAUUGACUUCCAGGGCAAGAUCCGAAGUCUUCAGGCAAAACCUGCGGCCCAGAUUGGAGGCAUAUGAUUUACAUGUCAAGUUGGUGUGCAC
Molecule: messenger RNA, 1668 nt
Organism: Parastagonospora nodorum SN15
Lineage: Eukaryota; Fungi; Ascomycota; Dothideomycetes; Pleosporales; Phaeosphaeriaceae
Exons: 2
Coding region: 1-1467 (488 amino acids)
Molecular function (GO): hydrolase activity
Source: RefSeq, a predicted model, not a curated record